UUUUAUUUCGAAACUGAAAGUUACAACUCCACUACUCUUAAUGAUGUCAAUUUUCAACAAAAGGAUUUAUAACUAACUUUCUAUUGAGUUAUUACCUGUCAUUCAAGAUCUUGAAUUUAUCUUCUAUUUUAAAAGAAAAAUCAUGAAAUACUAAUAUAAUGUUUAAUCUGGAUAUAGUAUUGUAUACACGUAUUUUCGGUCGAGUUUUCUUAAAAUAGAUGUGAAGCAAGUUUGUCCAUGUAAUGGUCGAACACUAAGAUAUGUUAGGGUCCGUCGGAUGCAUAUUGGUCAAAGUCCACUGGCACAUUAUUUUCAAUAUAUAAAUAUUACCAACUUGUAGUAACCACCAGGUCCACCACGCUUAACGCGAGCCUUAGUUUAAAGUAUUAACAUUGUCCUCAUUAAUAUUAUUUUUCAAAAUAAAUUAAAACCAACAAGAAUAUCCAUCGGCCGGCUAACAUAUAUGAAAAUUGUGGGUUGUUUUCAUAGGAGAAAAAAGAAAAGAAAAACUGGACAUUUUAAAAUAUUAGAUCAAAAAGAGGAAUUGAGAAAGGAACCUUUGAAGUUAGACGUCCAUAAACGUGGUUGCCAAACACACUUUCCAAGAGAUAUAUGUUAUAUAUAUCAAGUUUCUUCUCAUCCAAGCGACAGUGUCUUUCAUUUUCUUCCUCAGUGUUUCAUUUCUUUACGAUUAAGAUGGAAGGCGAAGUAGCACAGAAGAACACAAGAGACAGCUGGUCACUGCUUCGACCAUUUCAGAUGAUAUCCAUUAGUCUUCUUAGCCUCCUCGUCCCUCUAUCCUUCCUCUUCCUUUCGCGUCUCUCUCUCUCCUCAGUUCCCGUCACCGUCCCCCGCGUAUCCUCCUUUCUCCAUCAAGCCGAUGUCGGAGUCUUAUACACAAUCUUAUCUCUCAUGAUCGUCUCCACUUUAGUCAACAACCUCUCAGGAAAACCAGAAUGCUCUCUUUUGCAUUCCCAUCUCUACGUCUGCUGGAUCGUUCUCUUCCUCGUCCAAGCUUGUGUCGCCUUCGGAAUCGAAGGAAUCAUGAGCACCACCACGCCAACAAAUGCAGACGAAAACUUAUUUCUUGCGUCACAAGAAAGGUGGGUCUUGGUUAGGGUUAUGUUCUUUUUAGGGCUACACCAAGUGAUGCUGAUGUGGUUUAGAGUUGUGGUUAAGCCGGUGGUCGACGACACCGUUUUUGGGGUUUACGUUGAGGAGGAAAGAUGGUCGGAGAGAGCGGUCGUGGCGGUGACUUUUGGUCUAAUGUGGUGGUGGAGGCUUAGAGACGAGGUAGAAAGUUUGGUGGUAGUUGCAGAGGUUAAACGUAAGCUUCUGGCUAGUUUGGAUGCUUUUGACUUUUUGAACUGGUGGAUGUAUUACAUAUGUGUUGUGAUUGGUAUGGUGAAGAUCUUCAAAGGUGUUUCGUAUUUUGUGAAUAUGUUCAUUUUGACCAUUAAGAGGUCGAGGAAAGGAUGUGAAUCUUGUGUUGUUGUUGAUGUUGAUCAUGUGUAAGACAUUCGACACUUUUUAGUGUCAAUUGAAGUUUUUUUUUAAACUCAAAAAACUCAUUCAGUUGUUUUUUUAUCAUUCUGAUUUCUGACGGACUUGACUAGAAUGUCAACAAAUAGUAGAAUACUAGGAUAAAACAUGCUUCUUGCGCAUGGUGAAUUUAUUUAUAUAUUAUAGAUAAUUUAUUUAUAUAUUUAAUCAUUUUAUUUAUAUAUAUAUAUAUACAAUAUUUUUUGUUGUUAUUAUAUAAUUUUUUUUCGAUAGACCAGAUCAGUUUUCAUUAAAAAUUGUGGAACUAAACUAUAAUUAAUAUAUCAUGGGUUAAUCGGAUUAGACAUUAAAUAAAUUAUAACACAAAAACCUUAUCUUUUUCUACCGAACAUAUUUUUGAAAAAAGUGAACAAUAAUGUUUCCACAGUGAAUUAUUUUGACAUUUAUCUUCCAUAUGGUUUUGAAAGGUUUCAGAUCAACCGUUGAAUUGAUACAUGUCAUUUUAAUG
This is a messenger RNA of Brassica napus (rape), 2011 nucleotides long. RefSeq lists its product as uncharacterized. The transcript has a single exon. Bases 613 to 1515 code for a protein of 300 amino acids. NCBI's taxonomy places the organism in Eukaryota, Viridiplantae, Streptophyta, Magnoliopsida, Brassicales, Brassicaceae. The record is from RefSeq and is a predicted model, not a curated record.